Molecule: messenger RNA, 1146 nt
Organism: Fraxinus pennsylvanica
Lineage: Eukaryota; Viridiplantae; Streptophyta; Magnoliopsida; Lamiales; Oleaceae
Source: the annotation of a GenBank genome assembly
AUGCAGAUCUUUGUUAAGACCCUUACCGGCAAGACCAUAACCCUCGAGGUUGAGAGUUCCGACACGAUUGAUAAUGUAAAAGCAAAGAUUCAGGACAAAGAAGGAAUUCCACCGGACCAGCAACGAUUGAUCUUCGCCGGAAAGCAGCUCGAGGAUGGUCGUACGUUGGCAGACUAUAACAUCCAAAAGGAGUCAACUCUCCACCUGGUCCUCCGUCUUCGUGGAGGUAUGCAAAUCUUCGUGAAGACCCUGACCGGAAAAACCAUCACUUUGGAGGUGGAGAGCUCCGACACAAUCGAUAAUGUUAAGGCGAAGAUCCAGGAUAAGGAAGGAAUCCCACCAGACCAACAACGUUUGAUCUUUGCCGGUAAGCAGCUAGAGGAUGGUCGCACGCUGGCGGAUUAUAACAUCCAAAAGGAAUCGACCCUGCACCUUGUUCUCCGUCUUCGUGGCGGUAUGCAAAUUUUUGUCAAGACCCUGACGGGAAAAACCAUUACUUUGGAGGUGGAGAGUUCCGACACAAUUGAUAAUGUGAAGGCUAAGAUUCAGGACAAGGAGGGCAUCCCACCGGACCAACAAAGACUCAUUUUUGCUGGAAAACAACUUGAAGAUGGAAGGACACUGGCCGAUUACAAUAUCCAAAAGGAGUCCACCCUGCACUUGGUCCUCCGUCUUCGGGGUGGCAUGCAAAUCUUCGUGAAGACCCUGACUGGAAAAACCAUCACUUUGGAGGUGGAGAGUUCCGACACAAUUGAUAAUGUGAAGGCAAAGAUUCAGGACAAGGAGGGCAUCCCACCAGACCAACAGAGGCUCAUUUUUGCUGGAAAACAGCUCGAAGAUGGACGAACACUGGCAGAUUACAACAUCCAAAAGGAGUCCACAUUACACUUGGUCCUCCGCCUUCGUGGUGGCAUGCAGAUCUUUGUGAAGACCCUAACUGGAAAAACCAUCACCUUAGAGGUGGAGACCUCUGACACAAUCGACAAUGUAAAGGCAAAGAUACAAGACAAGGAGGGCAUCCCACCGGACCAGCAGAGGUUGAUAUUUGCCGGGAAGCAGCUUGAGGAUGGAAGGACUCUCGCGGAUUACAACAUCCAGAAGGAGUCCACUCUGCACCUUGUGUUGAGGCUCAGGGGUGGAUUUUAA